AUGGCUGGAUACGCCUGUAUCUACUGGGUGGACCAUCUUCAAGCUAGUUCGCACAAUAUGACUUCUGGAUUGAGCAAGGAUGAUGGGAGUCGUAUAGAUGUGUUUCUAGAGCGGAAGUACCUUCAUUGGCUCGAAUUUCUGAGCAUUUUAGGACGUGUUUCCCAUGGCAUACAAUCUAUGCAGAAGCUUGAAAAUUUAAUUCAGAAGGAGAGCGAGCUUAAUGGCCUCCUAGGACAAGCUCAAGAUGCCUAUAAAUUCAUUCAAUAUCACAGAACAGGAAUCGAAAGUAGUCCUGUACAGGUAUACUAUUCAUCUCUCCUCUUCAGCCCAUCCAAUAGCCUCACCAGAGGAGGUUUUCAGGAAGAAAAAGCAGUUUGGGUUUUGAAUCAUCCUGUGGUAAUGGAGAGCUGGAGUCCCUGUCUUCAAACUCUCGAAGGGCAUACUGGUUUUGUCUCCGGGGUUGCCUAG
This is a messenger RNA of Penicillium digitatum Pd1, 468 nucleotides long. Lineage: Eukaryota; Fungi; Ascomycota; Eurotiomycetes; Eurotiales; Aspergillaceae. The record is from RefSeq and is a predicted model, not a curated record.